Molecule: messenger RNA, 11184 nt
Organism: Plasmodium gaboni
Lineage: Eukaryota; Apicomplexa; Aconoidasida; Haemosporida; Plasmodiidae
Exons: 3
Coding region: 1-11184 (3727 amino acids)
Biological process (GO): regulation of DNA-templated transcription; chromatin remodeling
Cellular component (GO): nucleus
Molecular function (GO): ATP-dependent H2AZ histone chaperone activity
Source: RefSeq, a predicted model, not a curated record
AUGAAAGAAAAAGAAUCUGAUAUUUUUUUUCCUGGUGAUAAAGAUGUGAGUAGUUUAAAAGAAUACUUGGAAGGUGGUGAUAUAAAAUUUGAGAAUGCUGAAUUAAAAAAAGAAAGAGAAGAAAUUCGUAAGAAUAAAGUUUUUAUAGAAUGUGUAAAGAAUAUUUGGAUGAAUAUUUUAAAUAAAAAGAUGGAUGAUAAAUUUAGUAAGGUCGAAUAUUUUAAAAUAAUGUUAAGAAUAUGUAAGGUUUUAAUUCCUCAAUUUGAUAUAAAAGAAAUAAUAAAAAUAGUAAAUGAUGAAUGGAAUAAUGAUUCUGAAGGAAAUAAAUAUUUAAAUUUUUCUUCUUUUUUUAAUGCUUUCUUUGAAUUAUCAGAUAUAUGGACACCUACAAUAAAUGCUUAUGAUUAUGCUCAUUUUUUAAAAUCUUUAUUUUAUAGAAUAACAUUUAUAGAAAUUAAAACCAAAGAUGGACAAAUAAUAAAAAAGAAACCAAUGAUAAGAAUAAAUUUUAAGAGAACUACUGAAGAAAAAAAACUAUCUCUUUAUAAUGAUACAUAUAAUAUUCAAAAAGAUAUUAUAAAUGAAAAUAAUAUAAACGAAUUAAAAAAUAUGAAAUCAUUAAAAAGAAAUUCUAUGAUAAUCGAUCAUUUAAAAAAAAAACAUUUUAUAAAAAGAUUCAGUGAGAAUUAUAAAUUAACACACUCAUUUUUAUAUGACAUGGAUGAUAAUGAUGAUGAUAAUAAUUCUUUAAUAGAUAAAAAUCUUUUUGAAAAUCUAUUAAACAAUAAACAAAAUAAUAAUUAUCUUCAAAGAAAUAUUAUUCUUAUGGAUGUUAAUGAUAUAAAUCCUUUAGAAUAUCUUGAUGAAAAAAAAGAAACUACAAAUAAAAAUAAAUGCCAUAUGGGCAAGCAAGACAAAAACAAAUAUGGAAUACCCCAAGGUAUAGAAUAUCAUGAUAAGAGAAAAGAAAGCUCCAUUCUUAUAGAUAAUAAAAAAUAUAAAGACAAAAACAAAAAAAAACUUUUAGAAUUACAAGAUUCUAAUAUAAGUGGAAAUACUUUAAUAUCUAAAAGAUAUACUUAUACUUCUGAUAUUAAUAAAGAAGCUAAAGAAACAGAUGCAAAGAACAAAAGAAGAAACACAGAUGCUUCUUCUAUGUCUAUUGUGCGUCAUGUAGAGACAAAUGAGGAAAAAAAAAAAGAAAAAAAAAAAAGUGUGAAAAAAAAUGAUGAUAAUAAUGAUAAUGAUAAGAAAGAAGAGAAUGCAUUAUUAAAAAGUUUAAUAAUAAUUGAUGGAAUUAAUUUUGAUGAUGUUACUAAGGAAUGUAAAAUUAUUGAUGAUAAUAAUAAUGAUAAUAUUAUUAAUGUGGAUAAUAAGUUGAAGGAAGACAAAUCGUAUGAGUUAUUCUCAUCUGAAGGGAAGAAUCUUAUACUAGGUUUAAAUGAAGGAGAAGAAUUCAAUGAAGAUGUUUAUGAAAAUAUAGAAAAAGAAUUACAAGAAAGAAAAGAUAUAAAGAAUAAAUAUGAUAAAAUAAUGAACAAUAAUAAUAAUAAUAAUAAUGAUGAUGAAGAACUAACUGAGGAUUCAAAUAUAAACAUUAAUAAAUUUCAAAGUAAUAAUAAUAAAGAUAUUAAGAACAAAAAAGAGUUCAAUAAAAUAACAACAAAGGAGACCUUAAAUGAAGAAGAAAUCUCAAAAGAUAUUAAAGAUACUCCUAGAAAAGAUAAAGAAGUUAUAAAAAAAUUAUAUUCAACAGAAAAAAAUGAACAUAGUACUUUAAAAAAAGAAUUAGAAAUAAUAACAAACAAUAAAAAUAAUAAAAUAGAUCUAUAUGAAAAAGAUAUUCAUCGAUCUGAUGAUGAUGAAUAUAUUAAAGUGUUGAAAGAAAAUUUACACAAUAAUGUGAAUGCUGAUAAAAAAUAUGAAGAUAAUAAUAAUAAAACAAAAGAAAUACUUAAGAGCAAAAAUUUUCUAGAAAAUGAAAAAAGAACUCUAGAAGAAUUGAAAUUAAAAGGUAUAAAUAAUAUAUUUAAGAAGGAUGAAAAAUAUAAUUCUUUAGGUGAAUUAAUUAUAAAUAAUGAUAUACAAAUAAAUGAAGAAAAUAAAAAUAACGACAUAGAAGAUAUAAAUAUAUUAAAACAAAAAAUAAUAAAAAGUUGUGAAAGUGUAAAUGAUACUUUCAAAAUAAAAGAUAUAUUAUUUAAUGAUAAUCUAGAAAAAGAAAUGAGAGAAAAAAAAAGUCAACAGUUCAUAGAUAAUUUGUUGAAGGAGAACAAAAAGGAAAUAUCUGAAAAUAUGGACAAAUUAUUUGAUGACAAUUUAAAUCAUAUAUCUGAUAAUCAUAUCAACAUAAUAAAUGAUAAUCAUAUCAACAAAAUAGGUGAUGAAGAAUUUACGGGUGAUAUAUCAAAAAUAGAAGAGGAUAAUAUCCUUAAAAAUAAAAUCAUAAAAUCAUCUGAUGACAUCAUACAAGUUGAAGAAAAUAAAGUAUCUGUAGAAAAAAACGAACUAAUGAUUUCCUUAAAUAAAAAUAUGAACAACACAUAUAACAUGUAUAAAGAAAAUAUAGAUAUUUUUAUUAAUAAAAUUAAAAGAGAAAGUCUUUUAAAAAUAGAUAACAAUAAAAAUAAAGAGACAGAUAAUAAUUUAGAACAACAAGAUGAUAAUAUUGAUAAAUAUAUAUUGGAAGAUUUUUAUGAAAAUGAUUAUAUAAUUAAUAAUAAAAUUGAAGAAACAAAUAAAGAGUUAGAUGCUCUUGAAAUAAAUACACAAAAGGAGUUUAUAGAAAAUCUAGAUAUUAAAAAGAAAAAACAUUCAAAUAAUCAUUUCUUUAAUGAUGCUGAUAAAAUGUUUUAUGAAAUGAAUAAAAUAUUAAAUAAUCAUAUAAAAAAAAAUCAAACACAAGAAAUUUUAAAAACAAAUGGAGAGCUUGUGUCUUUACAACUAGACAAUAUAAAAAAGAAUAACAAGGGAGAACACAAACAUCAUAAAGAUAAUGAAGAAGAAAAUAAUAUAUUAUAUGAUGAGAAUGAAAAAGAAAAUAAUAUAUUAUAUGAUGAGAAUGAAGAGAAAAAUAAAAUAUUAUAUGAUGAGAAUGAAGAAGAAAAUAAUAUAUUAUAUGAUGAGAAUGAAGAACAAAAUAAUAUAUUAUAUGAUGAGAAUGAAGUUUACAGCGUGUUAUAUUCUGAUCAUAUAAUAGAAAAAGACAUAAAUGGAAUAAAUGGCAUUAAAAAGUAUAUAAGUGAUAAAAAGAAGAUUGAAUCAAUACAUGAAGAGAACAACAAAGGAGUUUAUAAAAAGAAAGAUGAGGAUAUGACGAAUGAAAAUAAUAUGAUGAAUGAAAAUAAUAUGAUGAAUGAAAAUAAUAUGAUGAAUAAAAAUAAUAUGAUGAAUAAAAAUAAUAUGAUGAAUAAAAGUAAUAUGAUGAAUGAAAAUAAUAUGAUGAAUAAAAAUAAUAUGAUGAAUAAAAAUAAUAUGAUGAAUAAAAAUAAUAUGAUGAAUAAAAAUAAUAUGAUGAAUAAAAAUAAUAUGGAAUAUGAAAAUAAUAUGAUGAAUGAGAAUUAUUUGAAAGAAUCAGAUUAUUUGAAAGAAUCAGAUUAUUUGAAAGAAUCAGAUUAUAUACAGAUUGAAUAUAAUUUAAAAAAUGAAUUUUAUUCUGAGGAUAAUAAAAUCAAUAAGAUACACAAUAAAGAUAUAAUUAAUGACGUAUUAAAAAGUAACAAUAAAAUUGACAAUGUGAUACAUAAAAAAGAAAAAAAAAAUAUAAAACAUUUGAAUUGUGUAGACAAAACUAAUGAUGUAUGUCUUGAUUUUAAUAAAGAAGAAAAGAUUAAUAUAUAUAAUAACAAAAUAAAUGAGGAUAGAAAAAAAAAUUGUUGUGAUGAAAGUACAUUAAAAUAUUUACCUAUAGAUGAUAUAAAAAAAAUGAGAAGUUUUAUAAAAAUAAAUAGAAAAAGCAAAAGAGAGAAUUUCUUAAUCAUAUCAAAUAUAAAUGAAAGAAUAGAUUUUUUAAUAAAAAAAUUAAAAGUAGAAAUUAUAGAACCUUCAAUAAUAUUAAAUAAAAAUAUAUAUAUAGAAAAACAAUUUUUAUCACCUCUAGGCAAAUAUAUAAAUGAUAAUUUAAAAGAUGGAAAAUCUAUAUCAUCAAAAAUUUUAAUCGAUUUAAUGUUAGAAUAUAUUAAUACUAUAAUAUCAAAAAAUAAUGGAUAUGUAUUAUAUUUUAAUAAUUAUAAUUUUUUACAACAUCUAGAUUAUUUUCUUCAUAAAUUAAAAGGAUUAUCUACAAUCAAUUAUAUUAAUUAUGUAAAUUUCUUAAAUAUAAACUUCUUAAAAAAUGUAAAUGAUAAUAAGAAAGUAAAUAUAAAUGAAUAUUUAUUGGAUGAUCAAAAAGUAAUAGUGUCAAAUCCUUUCAAGGGCAUGUUCCCCAAAUUUUGUAUCAUCUUAAAAAGGCACAACAUGGUCAACUUUCAUAGUGAUACACAUUUUAAUAUCCAAAAAAUUUAUCAACGCAUACUUUCAAAAUUUAAUGACAUACAUAUAGAGUCAUUCAAAAAUAUAAAUGAAGACGUUGAAGAAAAACAGGAGGAUCUUUUUGAAAGUGAUAAAAAAUAUAAAACUAUAAAAGAAGAUAAAGAAGAAAAUGAUAAUCGGAGUGUAUGUUCUGAUGAAUAUUAUUUGAGCAUUGACAGUGAAGAGAAAUAUAACUAUGACGAAAAAGAUGAAGGUGAAGAAGAAGAUGAAGAAGAAGAUGAAGAUGAAGAAGAGGAUGAAGAUGAAGAAGAAGAUGAAGAUGAAGAUGAAGAAGAGGAUGAAGAUGAAGAUGAAGAAGAAGAUGAAGAAGAAGAUGAAGAAGAAGAUGAAGAUGAAGAUGAAGAUGAAGAAGAAGAUGAAGAUGAAGAAGAAGUUGAAUAUGACGAAGAAGAUGAAGUAGAAGUUGACGAUGACGAAGAAGAUGAAGAAUAUGAAGAAGAACAUGACGAUAACAACGAUGAUGAUGACACCUAUGAAGAUCACAACGAAGAACAACAUGAUAACCAUUACAAUAAAAGAAGUGACGAAACAACUCAGAAUGUUUCAAAUAAUAUAAACACAAGUAUCAUCCAACAAAUAAACAACAAUGACAACUCCAAUACUAAAGAUAAGAAUAAACAUGUGGAUGAAUCUUAUUACCAUUUAAUGAAUAAAGAAAUAAAUUUUAUUUAUAAAUGCACAAGGCCAGAUAUAUAUUAUAAAAAUUAUUUUAAUAAUUUAAAAAAAUAUUGUGGUGAUAUACAACAUGAAAGGGACAUGUCAGUGUUAAUAAAACAUUUAAGCGUCUUAUUAAAAGAUGAAAAGGAGAAUAUAAAAAGUAAUGAAGAAGGAGAAGAAUGUAUAGAUAAUCUAUUGAUAGAUAGAAGUAUGAAAUCAAAAAUAGAAUAUAUAGAAAGUGAUGAAAAAGAUGAUUUGAAUAAUAUAGAAUAUAUUGAAAAUCUUGUAGAAUAUUUAAGACCUAAAUAUAAUAUAGAAAUGAUACCUAUUGAUAUUGUGGGGGAUAUUAGAUUAUAUAAAUUAUUUUAUAUUAAUAUGAUAAAAAAUAAUUACUCUUAUUAUUUAAAAAAUAAUUUCUUCCCUUAUAAAUAUAAAAGAGGUAAAACAAAAAAAGGAAUAUUGAUGAUAAAUAUAAAGAAAAGGAAGGCAUAUGACAAUAUUAUGAAUCCUAAAUAUAGUGAUGAGAUAAAAGAAAAUAAUAAGAAAGAAAAAAAUAAUUACAUACAUAAUAUACAUAAUAAUAAUAAUAAUAUUGGUGCUCCAUAUAAUAGGAUGCAAAAUCAUAUCAAUCCAAAUAACUUAUAUGAAAUAAAAAAUACUAAUUUUAAUUUAUAUCAUAGAUACUGGAGUUUAUUUUAUAAAUAUUGUCCUGUAUCUUAUAUAAAUGAUAAUAAAAUUAUAAAAGGGAAGAAAAAGUUCUGUGCUAUUUAUAAAAAUAAAAUAUAUAUGUUAAAGAGUUAUGAUUAUAUGAUUGAAUUUUUAAAGCAUCCUAAAUUUUAUGCAAGCAAAAAAGUUAAAGAAUCUGUUUGUUUUAAUGUGGUAAUGUAUUUUCAUAAUAUGGAUAUUCAAAAAAAAAUAAUUCAUUUGUUAGAAACAUAUGAAAAAAUGAUACAUAUAGAUAUACAAAAAUAUUUCGAGCAGUAUUUUUUUUUAUCACACCAAAACAAACAUAACGAAGAAAAUAACAACAAUAUUAAGAUUGAUAGUAAUAAUAAUAAUAAUAAUAAUAAUAAUGAGGAUGACGAUGAAGACAAUCACAAAAUAGAGGAUGCAUACAUUUUUGAAAUACAUCGUAUUAUUGAAGGGAAAUCUAUAUCUCCUCUUUUUAUUGUUAGAUAUAUAUGUAUACAAAUGAAUCAAAUACAUCAAUUUAAUAUAUAUAUAAUAAAAGAAAUUAUGAAAUCUAUUAUAGAACUUAAACAGAAUUAUAAUAAACUCAUUUUUAAAAAAGAUAUAUUAAUAGAUCAAUAUGAAAGUGAAAAAAAACAUAAAAUAAAAAAAAAAAAAAAAGAAAAGAAAAAGAAAAAAAAAAAAUAUAUAUCCGAACAAAAAAAAAAUCUAUUAUUUCUUUUUUCAAGCAUUAUGAAAAUAAAAUUUUUAUAUAACUUAAUAAUUAUUAAACAGAAGAAUAUAAAAAAUGUUUCUUUUAAAAAUGUGUUAGACAAGUUGUCAAAUAUAUAUAAUAUUGAGGACAUGGCGAAGGAUAUAAAUUUAUUACUAGUCUUGAUAGAAGAUAUGUUUUUGAGAGAAAACCGAAAGUAUUUAAAUGUUGUUGAAAGGAGGGAUAAUAUAUUAUUAAGGGUUAAAAAAGAUGACAGUACAUGCCACCCAGGUCUUACUAAUAAUGAUGAUAAUAAAACCAAUUAUGAUAAUAACAACAAUUAUGAUAAUCACAACAAUUAUGAUAAUCACAACAGUGAUGAUUGUUAUCAUUCAGAAGAACGAGAAAGCAGACAAAGAUAUGUCAUCACUGGGUUGCCAUUAAAUAGCAAAAUAUUUUUUUACUUACAAUGUAUAAAUAUUUCAAUUGAUCAUAUAAUAUCUUUUGAUAUUAUAAAAAAAGAAAAAAAAAAAAAUAAAGACGAAGAAAAUGAAGAUAAUUCAGAUGAUGAUAGUCACAGGGAUAGAUAUAGUGAUGAAAAAGAAAAAGGAGUAACAAAUAUGAAUUUGACUACAGGUUGUUCUUAUUAUUAUCAUAAUGAUGAUAAAAGAAAUGAAGAAGAUACAUAUAAUUUAUACAAACAGUAUGUGUCUUAUGAUUCAUAUAAUGAUAAUAUAUUUUAUAUGAAUAUAUUAAAAAAUUAUAAAAAAAAAUUAGGAUUUUUAAAAAAAAAAAAAUUUGAUGUAAAUAUUAUAUCAUUUGAUGAAGAUGAGAAAAAAAGUAUUUAUUAUUAUUUUAAUGAAAUAAGAAAAAUUAUUAAUCCAUAUAUUCAUUCAUAUUAUAAUUAUAAUGAUAUAUUAAAUAAUUCAAUAUGUUGUAAACAAUUAAAUAAUUCACAUAUAAAUGUAUAUUGUCCUUAUGUUUUAAAAAAACAUAAUUGGUUAUAUAAAAGUAUAGAUAAUAUAAAAUUAGUUUAUGAUGAAAAAGUAUAUUAUCUUUCAAAUAUUUAUCAUGCUUUUAUUUUUAGUAAGAACAUAAAAUAUUAUCAACAUAAUUUUCAUAUCCCACCUUUAAGAAUAUUGUUUUUAUAUGAUCUUCCAUAUAAAUUUAAUAAAGAUAUCAAAAAAAAUAUGGUUCGUAAGUUUUUUUUUAAAUAUAUUAAUCUAGAAAAACAAUGUAUUAUAACUAUUAAAUAUGUAUUCAUUUAUUUAUUAAAAUAUAUUUUUUUAUUUAAAAUAUAUAAAUAUAAUUACAAAAAAAAAACAAACAUUGAUAUAAAAAAUUUCUCAAUUAAUUCUAUACCUAUAAAGAAUCUCCUACAAAACAAAAAUAUAUAUUAUUUAUAUAGAGAAGAUAUAAUAUAUCUUGAAAAUAAUAUUAAUCAAAUAAAUAUAUAUGAAGAACAAAAUAAUGAGAUCAAUGAAUUUCUUAUUUACGAUUUAUUAUUUCAAAUAAUCAAACCUUUCAAUCUAUUUUUAAAUAUUAUAAAAAUAUUGACAGUCAGAUAUAUUCUACAUGAACAUCUACAAAACUGUAUUAUAAAAUAUGACACAUUAAAACAUAGUAUAUUUAAUAUAACAGAUGUCAACUCACUAAAAUAUGUUAUAAAAAAAUAUACACAAAGAAAAUGUAGUAAGGAUCACACGAAUAAACAAGAAGAUUAUAUAUUUAAAGGUGAUAAUAAAAAGGAAAGAAAAAAAAAAAAUUCAAUUGAUCAAGAUGAUAAUUUGAAGAACAAACAAAAUAAUAAUCAUGAAAAGGGAUAUAUAAAUGCAUAUAAGACAAAUAAAAAAGAUGAAGACGAUACAAAUAUAAUUAAUUCAUAUGAUAAUGAUAUAAACAUAACAAGUCAAAUAAAAUAUAACUCAUUUGAUGAUAAUGAUGAUGAUAGUAUAUAUUCAAAUGAAUAUAAUGAAUCCUCUGAUUUCAUCGAGAAUUCCUUUGCUUAUAAUAAAGAUAAUGUAAAUCCUGAACAUCUAAAAAAAAUGUUCUGCAAAAAAUAUGAAAAAAUUAUUUUAAAUAGUAAAUAUAAAUUCUUAAAAAACAAUCCAUUGAAUAAUAUUCAAAAUGUUUUGAAAUAUUCUUUUAGGGUACCUGAAUAUAUAAUUCAUCUCGGAUGCACAUCGCCCAAAAAAUUAUUAGAAAGAAUAAAAAAAGUAAACAAUGUUGAAGAAAUAAAAAUCAAUGAACAUACAAAUCAGCAGGAGAUGUCCAAAAAGGAUGGAAGAAAAAAAACUAAUGAUGAUUCUUAUGUGAUCAAAAAUAACGAUGAUUAUAUAAAAAGUUCUAAUAUGGAUACAAAUAAUAGACACAAUAAUGAAAAAAUAGAAAAAGAUACUUUAUUAGAUAAUAUAAAAAAGUGUUGCAUAAAAAAUAAAAGGAUUGUUGAAUAUCUUAAAAAAUAUAGUAAUAUUUGGUAUAUUAAUAUUGAAAAAUAUCAUAAUAAAAGUAUUCAAAUGUUUAUAGAAAAAAGAUUAAAUGAUAUAUUAAGAUAUAGACAAAAUUUAUAUCAUCAAUUAAAUAUGAAAGUAAUAGAUAAAAUGUGUGCUCAAUUUUUAAGAGAUAAUAAUUAUAUAAAAUUCUCAAAUUUUUAUUUUUAUAGUCCUGUUGAUAUAGAUAAUAUUGUAGAUAUAGAUACAGAGUUUUUAAUUUUAUAUAAUCGUUAUUUAUUUUAUUUCAAAACAUCUGAACAAAUCAAUGAAUUUAUAAAAAAUCCAACCUUCUAUUUAAAACAAUUAAAACCAAAUCCUUCUUUUGUUUUACCAUUUAUUUUUGUAUAUUCAAAUAUACAAAUUAAAAACUUAAAUAAAGAAUUACAAAUGAGUACCAAGUGUGUAGUUAUUAAUAGAGAACAUUUAUUAUCAUUUGGAUAUAAAAUAAAAAAAUAUGAAAAAUAUAUACAAACAAAUAAUAUAAAUGAUAAUAUAUUAAUGCAAAUACUUCUUAUUAGAUUAAAUCAAUAUGAUGUUUUAUCACAUGGAUGUAUAUUAUAUAAUAUACCUUAUAAUAAAAAUCAAUUAUAUUUUCUUUUAUAUAGCCAAAACAAAAAAUAUAUACCUCAAUUAAUAUUUAUAAUAAAACAUCAUGAAAAGAAUAAUAAUGGAAUUAUUAAUAAAGACAAUGAUGAAUGUAUAGUAAAUGAUAUGAAAGUAAAUCACCAUAAUCAUAAUAAUAUAAAAAAUAAUUAUUAUGAUGGUUCUAAUAUAUAUAUGAUUAAUGAUGAAAAAAAAAAAAAAAAUACAAAUAUAAAUAUAAAUACAAAUACAAAUAUAAAUAUAAAUAUAAAUACAAAUAUAAAUACAAAUAUAAAUACAAAUAUAAAUAUAAAUACAAAUACAAAUAUAAAUAUAAAUAUAAAUACAAAUAUAAAUACAAAUAUAAAUACCAAUACAAAUAUAAAUACAAAUACCAAUACAAAUACAUCUUUUAUAUUAUCAAAUAAUAAAAAUGAAGAUGAUUCCUAUUAUAAUUUAUUACAAUUUAUACCUAUUAUAGAAGAAGAAAUUGAAAAAACAAAAUAUAAAAAUAUAAUUUAUAUUGAAUAUAGUAAUUCAUGGAAAAUGAAAUGUAAAAUAACUAACGAUAUUGAAGAAAAAAUUAAAUCAUAUCAAAAAUAUAAUAGAUAUAAAUAUAAUAAUAAACCAGCAUAUUUUAAAGGUUAUAAUAUAUAUGAAAAAGAAAAUUAUGAAGAAGAAAUACAAUUCAACAAUUAUUGUUUAGUUACUUAUAAAAAAAAAAAAAUUCUAUUAAAAUGUAAUAUAUAUGAUAAUUAUACUAUAUAUCAUAAUAAUUCAUUUUAUUUGGUUAAUACAUAUGAUGAUGUAAUUAGUUUUGAAAAGAAUCCAACUGAAUAUAUAAAUGUAGAUGAUUCAUCAUUUAAAAAAUUGGAACAAAUUAAUAACCUUGAUAGUAUUAUUAAUAAUAAUAUUAUACCAAUUGAAAAUGAAGGAUUUUGUUUAGUCUCAUUAAAUGAUGAAGGACAAUUUAUUAAAGGAGAUAGAAAUUAUUGUAUUAAAUAUGAUAAUAAAUAUUAUAUAUUUCAAAAUAAAGAAAAAAUGGAACAUUUUAUAAAUAAUUAUAAUGAUUAUUUAAAUAAUCAAAAUAUUUUCGAUAUCAUUCUACAACAAUUAAAAAAUAAAAAUGAUCUUAAUACAUUAAUAUAUUUAAAAACAUAUUUAUAUGAAAUUUUAUGUCAUGCAUUAUAUGAAUUAGGAAAAUAUAGACCAAUUUAUCCUGGAUUAACAAUUCAAUUAAGUGCAAUUAAAUUCUUAGCAUUAUUCUUUUUUAAAGAAAAUAAAUUAUUUUCUAUACCUCUAAGAAAAACAUACGAACAAAAUUAUCAAUCAUUCUUAACUGAUUGUGAUAUACCAAUACAUAUACAAAAAUUAAAACAAAAAUUCAAAAAUAAUUCUACAAAUAAAAAUCAAAGUAUAAACACACCUAUCAAUAAGUGGACAAAAAGGGAUAUCGAAAAUUAUCAUAAAUAUAUUAAUUUAUAUGACAAAAUUUUGUAUUCCCAAAAAAAAACACCAAAAAAAAAAAAUAUGCAUAAAUAA